CAGAAGACACAUAGACAUAGACAUAUAAGUAUGUAUGAUCAUUAAUAAACGUGUGUUACAAUCUAAUAUAUGCUGUCAAUGGUUGUAAUGGACUGACAACCAGACCAUGUCCUCGUCACGUGAUCCACUCAGCUCUGCUGCUCCCGCGGACAUCUGCAAAAUGGAGGACCACGACGCUAAAGAACCAGAGCAGCUCAGAAAGCUGUUUAUUGGAGGUCUGAGCUUUGAAACUACGGAGGAGAGUUUACGGGCUCAUUUUGAACAAUGGGGAACUCUCACGGACUGUGUGGUGAUGAGGGACCCCAACAGCAAGCGAUCAAGGGGGUUCGGAUUUGUAACGUACUCCUGUGUAAGCGAAGUCGACGAAGCUAUGAAAGCAAGGCCUCAUAAAGUAGAUGGCCGAGUUGUUGAACCCAAGAGGGCUGUGUCCAGAGAGGACUCCAAUAAACCUGGUGCCCAUCUGACAGUGAAGAAGAUCUUUGUUGGCGGUAUCAAGGAGGACACUGAGGAGUACCAUAUCCGCGAGUAUUUUGAGAAGUAUGGAAAAAUUGAAUGCAUCGACAUCAUGGAGGAACGCUCCACUGGGAAAAAGAGAGGAUUCUGCUUUGUGUCCUUUGAUGACCAUGACACUGUUGACAAAAUUGUUGCCCAGAAAUUCCACACAAUCAACUUCCACAAUUGUGAGGUCAGGAAAGCGCUGUCAAAACAGGAAAUGAGUGCUAUGUCCACCAACAGGGGCAGGAGUGGAGGAUCGGGAAAUUUCAUGGGGAGAGGUGGUAAUUAUGGAGGUGGUGGCAACUUUGGCCGAGGUGGCUAUGGUGGAGGACGAGGUGGUUAUGGUGAUGAUUUUGAUAAUGGUCCAGGAGGAAAUUAUGGUGGAGGACCGGGUUAUGGAGGAGGCCGGGGGGGCUAUGGAGGUGGGGGUCCGGGAUAUGGUAACCAGGGUGGUGGAUUUGGGGGCAGCUGUGACGGAGGUUACGGAGGUAAUGACGGAGGAUAUGGAGGGGGUGGAAAUUACAACGACUUUGGAAAUUAUGGUGGACAGCAGUCCAACUACGGGCCCAUGAAGGGAAACAACUUUGGUGGCAGAAACUCGGGUGGACCGUACGGCGGUGGCUAUGGCUCUGGCGGCGGCGGAGGAGGCUAUGGCUCACGGCGAUAUUAAUUAUUUCAUGUUUUGAUGUGGAAAGAGGCAUUCUCUUCUUGCUGAAAAUCUGUAAAGACCUGAUAACAUGGAAGGUUCUGGAUGGGUAAGACUUUUUCAAAAUAUUAUCAAAGGCUGCUCAUAUUGUAAUCUAACUGCACAUGGUGAUUAUACAAGGUGCAAGGGUUCUCUUAAGGUAAACCGAGGAGACAUUCAGUAUUGCUCCACCAGAAUCAGCCUGUGACCUUCACCACACUGCUCGAACUGCAAAAUACGUUGUUUACAUCUAUUACCUUUUACUAUCAGUCAGAUGGAGUCUGAUAAAGUUCAUAGUGAUGAAAAUGGGGGCAGCAACUCACCACACUCUUCCUAAGAAAAAACAGUAUUUACAUGUAUCUAUUACAAUUCAUUACACCAGUUCUGUCAUAAAUUCUACCUUUUUAUGAAGUUUAUAAUCUUCAGUUUCUGUUGACAUUGUCAGAAAUGGGUAAAUUCAAUUAUACGUUUAUUACUGAGUGCAUAGUUAAAGAUGGUGGUGUACUGGAUCAUAGUAUACUAUAUAGGUGUUUUUGUGUCCUCCCUAUUUGUAAGUGGGCAAAAUAUUAGAAGCACCUCUGAAUAUAAAGCAGCCCACCACCUCUAACUGUGACCUCAGUGCUGAAAUAUAUAAUUAACUUCUCUAUGACUGUCAUAAAACUUAAUAUUAUACAUCAUAAAAGUAGAACAGUUGUAUUAGAUUGUGCUGGUGUGUAUAUACUAAUCUAUAUACCAAGCUAUCACUUACAUCAUGCAGGGUUUAAGUAUAUAGAAAUGCAUGGAAAUCAGAGGAUCCUUGCCCUCACCAGUCUAAAUAAACAGAACAGUGUAAACAUAAUAGAAAAGGACUGCUAACUCUCAAGGAACUUGAUUGCCAAAGGAGGUCAUGGUAGUAGAAAUAGAAAUAGUAAUAGUGAAAUAGUAUUUAAUUUAUUUAAAGGGAUAGAAAUCAGCACUUUGUUGAGCCAGUUUUGAAGCAAGGAGGUAAAUACAAAAAAAAAAUGUAUUUGACAGGCAGUCACAUGAAAUGGGCGAAAUGUGUCAACAGAAAGGAACUGUGGUCACAAGUUGAAACUAACACACAGCGGUAAAACAAACUAUACAGAGUAUAGUCUCAAAUUCUAGUAAUUGGCAUACUUUACAGGAAGUGUAAACGGUUCAUAUUUACUUCAAAGGCCAAAAGCUUUUCAUAAAGUGUUUUUUUUUGUUUACCUCGUGAGUUAAAAAUAAGUUAAGAUGUCUGGUGGGAAUUUUGUAAGGUUUCCCAGAAAACGGGAACUACAGAGAUUCAGCUUCUGCACUUAAAGCUUGUAAUUACUGCACUUGAUGAUGCUGCAGUUAAAUCACUUACUAUAUAUAUAACAUGGGGAGUUUAAACAUCUGCUUUCAUUUACUGAUAUUAAUUUUGAAAAAUUACAUUUUGGAUAAUUUAAUUUCUUAAGCUUUAUACAUAUCAAAUAUUUUUUAAAUGUAUUGAUGUGGGAAUGUCAAACAUGUCAGACUAUGAAUAUGACCCACAUGAUUACCUACAACACAUUUAGGUUUUAUGCAUUUUAACUGUUUGAAAGAAUUACACAUGCAUUUUUAGGAUUCCAUGCGGGUCAGGUCUGCCCGCUAAUAUGUCUCUCAGUUGAAGGAUAGUGUUUCUACAGAGGAAUGCAGAAUGACCAACUCCAUGACACAGAAUAAAGCUGUGCUUGGCAAAAGCACGCCGUUGUCAAUGAACUGUGUUGGCUUAAACAGUAAGAUUUUUAGAUGUAAAAGUGUGACUUGUGCUCUUAAAUAAAAAUGUUUUCCAUGA
Molecule: messenger RNA, 2981 nt
Organism: Dicentrarchus labrax (European seabass)
Lineage: Eukaryota; Metazoa; Chordata; Actinopteri; Moronidae
Gene: hnrnpa3
Product: heterogeneous nuclear ribonucleoprotein A3
Exons: 11
Coding region: 107-1165 (352 amino acids)
Molecular function (GO): RNA binding
Source: RefSeq, a predicted model, not a curated record